This is a messenger RNA of Phacochoerus africanus (Common warthog), 1603 nucleotides long. Its product is annotated as C-type lectin domain family 4 member D-like. The transcript is spliced from 7 exons. NCBI's taxonomy places the organism in Eukaryota, Metazoa, Chordata, Mammalia, Artiodactyla, Suidae. The coding region runs from base 207 to 845 and encodes 212 amino acids. The record is from RefSeq and is a predicted model, not a curated record.
GAUUUCAUCAUCCAGAAGCUGGUUAAAAACACUGCUUAUUAUGUGGGGCUGUCAGACCUACAGGGAAAAAAUAAUUGGCAAUGGGUUGAUCAGACACCAUACAAUGAAAGUGUCACAACUCUACCCUGGGGGAAAAAAAAAAAUGCAAGAGGCUGCUGAGACUGCUGGUCUACCCAAUCCCUGAACCAUAAGGGAUUUAACAUACCAUGGGGCAAGAAGAACCGAAAGACAAACAAGGAGGCCAGCAUUCCCAGCUGAUCCCUUGGGCCAUUGCUAUUUUUUUCAUGUCACUUCUAAGCGCCUGUUUUAUUGCAAGUUGUGCGGUGACUUAUCACAACUUUCUACGCUGUAAGAGAGGAAUCAGAGGUUUGUGGUCACGGGAGCACCACCCAAGGCUGACAUGCGUCAGAGAGAAAUCAGAACUGAAAGGGGGCACCUGGAAUUGCUGUCCUGAGGGCUGGAGAGCCUUCCAGUCCAAUUGCUAUUUCGCUUUUCAUGACAGCAAGACAUGGGCUCAGAGUGAAAGGAACUGCACAGAGCUGGGGGCGCAUCUGGCCACCAUCAGCACAGAAGCUGAGCAGAACUUCACUACUCAAUUUUUGGAAAAACAAUUUUCAUAUUUCCUGGGACUUAGCAGUGAGAACCAUGAAGGCCAGUGGCAUUGGGUGGACAAGACACCAUUUAAUCCACAGAUGGUAUUCUGGCAUGAAGGUGAACCCAACACCCAUCAGCGAGAAAACUGUGUCGUUCUUGUUAAUGAGCAAGACAAAUGGGGCUGGAAGGAUUUUUCUUGUAAACUUGAGACAAGCAGGAUCUGUAAGAUACCUGGAAUAGCCUUCAGCUAGGAACCUGUGAAGGGGUCCUUGUGAAGAGGACAGACAAGAACCAACGGGCACAAUGUACAUGCAUCAUUGGGACACAGAACAUUCUGGGUCAUAGAACAUUGUCAGGCAUGAUGGCCUUAUUUAUUUUUGUUUGGUUCAUUCAAGGUAAUGUGUUUUUGUGUGGCGUUUUGGUGGCAACAAUCAUUCUUUUCUAUGAGACUCAAUUUUCAUUAACUUUGCUUUUUUGAUGGCAGUUCAAGGUAUUUGCUUUUCAUUUGGUGUUCAUUGAUGAUGGAUCUAAGAGUGGCGUGAAGGGUACAACCUCUAAGUCAUUGCUUCUUCUGCUUUGAAUCUUAAAAGUUCCAAGGUGGGAUAUUCUGACUUGUAGUGGUGUACCCGUUUUUUUAAUCCAAAUAUCACAAACCCUUUAAAGUUUUAAAACAUUUUUAUUAUAUGAUGCUUCAUUUUCAGACCUUUCAGUAGUAUAGGUCAUUAAUUGAUAUUCCAUGCGCAAAAUAUUUUCUGAAAAACACUAUAAAAUAAUUAGAAAAAAAAAGGCUAUUUACUUUAAAAAAAAUUUACUUCUCACUCCACUUUAAAUGCCUUCCCAUGGUGAGGAGUCUCCAGCUGACUUAAUUUCUUUUUGAGUGGAAAAGGGCCUGAGAGGCUGCCUUAACCAAACUCCUUUAAUUCUGUAGACCAGAAAACAAAACCCUUGGGAAGCCAAAGAGCUAACUAACCCUCUCACAGCUAGUUUAUAACAGAAACAGGACAGUGGC